AUGCACGGCUUUGGAAGAGAGCUGCGUACAACCCAGGAUCGAACACCCUGUGCCAAGACGUCGCCUCUCGCAAGAAGGGUCGAGCUGGUCGAAAGCUCAAGUACAGCGACCUAUCCGAACCAAGAUUACUUCAAGCGUGGGUUCUUGGUCCGCCAUUCGAUCAGCAUCAAGCCACAACUGACCGAGGCCAACAAAGCAGCACGUCUUAAGUGGGCGUUCGAACGUCUUGGGCCGGACUUGAUGGUGCAUGACAUGAUGGACUACGUCCACGUGGAUGAAAAGUGGUUCUACAUGACUCGGGUCAAGAAGACGUUGUACCUGCUGCCAGGAGAAGAGCCGCCACAUCGCAGCACCAAGUCGAAACGGUUCAUCACGAAAGUGAUGUUCCUGUCAGCUGUCGCGCGGCCUCGUUGGAACUACAACACGAAUGAAUGGUUCGACGGUCGCAUCGGGACAUGGCACUUUACGCAAACUGUACCGGCCCAACGGAGCAGCCGUAAUCGUCCAAGUGGGACCAUGGUGACGGUGCCUUGUACGGUGACACGUGACACGUACCGCGACAUGCUCAUUGACAACGUCAUACCUGCUAUCAAAGCAAAGUGGCCCAAUGACAAAGCCGCACGCAUCCUUCUCCAACAAGACAACGCUCGUCCGCAUGUGCCUCUGUCCGACGAGAGGGUGGCUGCUGCCUGCGCCUCGGAUGGCUGGGCAAUCGAAGUUGUCUGCCAGCCGCCCAACUCACCUGACAUGAACGUGUUAGAUCUUGGGUUCUUCCGCGCAAUCCAGACCUUGCAAGAGCGUACCCGGUGCAAGACAAUCGAUGAACUUAUCGAUGCGACGCUGUCGGCCUGGACUACGGUUGACGCCAUGACCCUAAACUCAAACUUCCUCACCUUGCAGACGUGCUUGAUCGAAGUCGUUCGUGCUGGUGGUGGUAACAACUACAAGAUUCCCCCACAUGGGCAAGAAGAAGUUGGCCAAGCAAGGGCUGUUACCGGAGUCUGUGGAGUGCCCGCGGGAUGUGUUCAACUUCGGUCAUGCGGCUAUCGGGGCUACUGA
Aphanomyces astaci is the source of this 1059-nucleotide messenger RNA. RefSeq lists its product as hypothetical. NCBI's taxonomy places the organism in Eukaryota, Oomycota, Saprolegniomycetes, Saprolegniales, Verrucalvaceae. The record is from RefSeq and is a predicted model, not a curated record. Gene Ontology annotation, molecular function: nucleic acid binding. The transcript is spliced from 2 exons. The coding region runs from base 1 to 1059 and encodes 352 amino acids.